CAAGAGCAGCUUGGAGAGCUCGGAGUAAUUGUAUAUAGACGAUUCAUUCGCAUUGGGAGGGCAGAGCAAUUGGAGGAUCAAGCAUUACCUAACAGUCGGUCCUCGGACUGUGAUAACAGGCGUGGGCUGUCAUAGAAUGGACAAAACUCAGCGAAGCUAAGGCGACACGGCAGUUGUGAACGGAUUACUAGCAGUAGUUCGGUACUUCUCAUUUCACGCCAUGGAGGGGCAUAUCUAUCUUGGAGAAGGGUACUUGAGCCUUUCCUUCUUCUCUAUCCACAUACAAGUCCUGCAUCGCAAUCAUGGUCAGACUUCCCUUCCACGCUGAGCACAUUGGCUCUCUCCUUCGUCCUGCCGACUUGCAGGAGGCCAAGACCAAGGCCGCAAACAAGCAGAUCGACAACGCUGAGCUCGAGGCUGCUGAGCACAAGGCCAUUACCCACAUUGUCAAGCGCCAGCAAGAAGAGGGUGUUCGUCCCAUCUGCUCUGGCGAGUACGACCGCAAGGUCUACUUUGGUGGAUUCUUUGAGGAGCUCGAGGGCUUCGAGGAGGUCGAUGAUGCUCCCUGGGACCUCUACAGACUUUCCGCUCCCCCAAUUGCCGCCCUGAAGAAGGCUGGCCUCAAGUACCCCAUGACUGUCGUCUGCAAUGGCAAGAUUGAGUACAAGCACAGCCCUUACCUCAAGAAGUGGGAGUACCUCAAGUCGCAGGUCCCCGAGUCGCAGUGGGACCAGUGCAAGUUCACCAUGCCCCCAGCUCCUUACUUCCACCUCCGUCUUGCUCCCGGCAAGUGCUACCCCAAGGAGGUCUACCCUACCGACGCCGCAUUCUUCGCCGACCUGGCUGAGGCCUACAAGAAGGAGUUCAAGGUCCUGCACGAGGCUGGCCUGAAGAGCGUCCAGAUUGACGACCCUACUCUUGCCUACUUCUGCUCCAAGGACAUGCUCGAGGGUCUCAAGGCCGAUGGUGUCGACCCUGACGAGCUCUUCGACCUGUACUGCAAGGCCCACAACGACUGCCUGGAGGGCCGUCCCGAGGGACUCCACGUCGGUCUCCACAUCUGCAGAGGUAACUUCUCCAAGUCGAUGCACUUUUCCCAGGGCUCGUACGAGCAGAUCGCUGAGAGAUUCUUCAAGUCGCUCAACUACGACACCUUCUACCUCGAGUACGAUGACUCCCGCAGCGGUGGCUUCGAGCCCCUCCGCUUCCUCCCCAAGAACAAGAACGUCGUUCUCGGUGUUGUCAGCACCAAGGUCGCCGACCUUGAGGAUGCCAAGGAGAUGAAGGACAAGGUCCUCGAGGCUGCCGACAUCAUUGCCAAGGGCCAGGGUGUCAGCCGCGAGGAGGCCAUGGAGUGCAUUGGUAUCAGUCCACAGUGCGGUUUCGCCAGCACUGGUGUCGGUGCCGAGGCCAUGACCGAGGACAAGAUGUUUGCCAAGCUCAACCUUGUCAAGAAGGUGGCCAACGAGCUCUGGCCCGACCGCGCCUAAGUGAUUCAUGCAUGGCGUCAAGGGAUAUUCAACAUUUUGGGGCUAUGUGUUUACGUUACUACGAGUAUUGAUUGGAUCAGAAAAGUUGGCUGUCGAUUGGAAGCCGCAAUUGCAUAUAGGAAGGGGACAAAGAUACAGACACAUGAAAAAUACAUGACAAGCUCGUGAGAGCUCGACGUCAUAUCACCAGACAGCAUUAUCCCAAUCAAUCUGUAGAGAGUG
This is a messenger RNA of Aureobasidium subglaciale EXF-2481, 1712 nucleotides long. RefSeq lists its product as uncharacterized. Lineage: Eukaryota; Fungi; Ascomycota; Dothideomycetes; Dothideales; Saccotheciaceae. The coding region runs from base 303 to 1490 and encodes 395 amino acids. The record is from RefSeq and is a predicted model, not a curated record. Gene Ontology annotation, molecular function: 5-methyltetrahydropteroyltriglutamate-homocysteine S-methyltransferase activity; zinc ion binding. The transcript is spliced from 4 exons.